AUGCCAGCCCGCUGCGUGGCCGCCCACUGCGGCAACACCACCAAGUCGGGCAAGUCCCUCUUCCGCUUUCCCAAGGACCGCGCAGUGCGAUUGCUGUGGGAUCGCUUCGUGCGUGGCCGCCGCGCCGACUGGUAUGGGGGCAACGACCGCUCUGUUAUCUGCUCGGACCACUUCGCCCCAGGCUGCUUCGACGUGUCCUCUGUCAUCCAGAAGAACCUGCGCUUCUCCCAGCGCCUGCGACUGGUGGCAGGUGCGGUGCCCACCCUGCACCGGGCACCAGCCCUGCCCGCUGGAGAGCGCCCGGAGGAGCCGGCGCCGGCCCCGACCUCGGCCCCUGAGCGGAUGGAGGAGCGUGGAGAGGACCGACCGGUGGGUCAGCAGCAGGACGACCCCCCAGCAAAUCCCACAUCCUGCAAACUCCUCCUCCCCGCGAGGAUGAGCCCAGCUACUGCCCAGAUUACUAAUGAAUAUGAAGCUACCCAGACACAAGUAGAUGUUGAUCACCAAUCUAAUGAUGUCACUUCGGUGCCUCCUUACUGUGAAGAAGGCUUAGUAUCUAUAGAUGUUGAUGUUCAUGCACUUAAGAUGCAUAAAAGUACACAAAUUUCUCUGAAAAGGCCCCCUCAUCGUAGUGUGGGUAUUCAGGCCAAAGUAAAAAUAUCAAGUAAACGACUGUGUGAUGCAACUACUCAAACAGAUGAAUUAUGGUCUCUUCCUAGAACUUCUUCCCUGUUUGGCAUUUACUCCAGUGAUUCUGAAACAGAUACUGACUGGGAUAUCAAGAGUGAACAAAGUGAUUUAUCUUACAUAGCUGUGCAGGUGAAAGAAGAGACAUAUUGA
Messenger RNA from Gracilinanus agilis (Agile Gracile Mouse Opossum), 840 nucleotides. RefSeq names its product THAP domain containing 10 (gene THAP10). The record is from RefSeq and is a predicted model, not a curated record. Bases 1 to 840 code for a protein of 279 amino acids. Gene Ontology annotation, molecular function: sequence-specific DNA binding. NCBI's taxonomy places the organism in Eukaryota, Metazoa, Chordata, Mammalia, Didelphimorphia, Didelphidae. The transcript is spliced from 3 exons.